Messenger RNA from Boleophthalmus pectinirostris (great blue-spotted mudskipper), 5467 nucleotides. It is a transcript of the gene cyld3, whose product is annotated as ubiquitin carboxyl-terminal hydrolase CYLD. Gene Ontology annotation, biological process: protein K63-linked deubiquitination; regulation of intrinsic apoptotic signaling pathway; positive regulation of extrinsic apoptotic signaling pathway. Gene Ontology annotation, cellular component: cytosol. Bases 167 to 3127 code for a protein of 986 amino acids. The record is from RefSeq and is a predicted model, not a curated record. Lineage: Eukaryota; Metazoa; Chordata; Actinopteri; Gobiiformes; Gobiidae. Gene Ontology annotation, molecular function: K63-linked deubiquitinase activity; cysteine-type deubiquitinase activity. The transcript is spliced from 18 exons.
AUUGGCUGUCGCUGCUGCCGGUCAAACCACUUCCUUGUUUCGUCCGGUUUGGUUUGUUUUGGAAGAGAAGUGCUUUCAAAAGUGAAGUUAUCAAAGUUGGGAAAUGGCGAGAUUACGUUCGCUGUGAUAUAUCCAAACAUUGAAGAAGUAAAUAAAAUAAUAAAAAAUGUCUGGGGAAAUGAGGAGACGCCGACCUCCGAAGUAUUAUUUGGUGACUAUCGAUAUGAAGGUGCGAGAUGGUAAUUCGGACAGGUCCUUUUGGGUACGGAAAGGGUUCAUUUGCGUGGAGCAGGACAAUGGCCCAAACCAGGGGGAAUACCAGUGGGUUAAGGUGCUGGACCUCAGAGCUACACUAAAACUGGACAGGAAGUAUCUGCUGGAGAUGACACCAGACUUGGGCGGUUUAUUGGAGCCGGUGGACCCAGAGCAGCGCUUCAGACUCAUUGAUAACCCGGAGAAGCUGACCCAGCUGGCGACUCUGCCUGAGGGCACUCCUCUAUGGGUCACCAUGGGAACGGCUGAUCUGGCCGAGGCUUGUCUUAGAUACAUCGGACCUGUGUCCUCUGGGAGCUCUGCCAUCUACUUUGGAGUCCAACUCAAGGGCUCUGCUAAAGGCCGGGGUUUGAGUGACGGUUCUUACAAUGGGCAGCAGUUAUUCCUGUGCCCCGAAAACUGUGCCCUCUUCGUCCCCGUGAGUCACAUUCAGCAGAGACAGUGGUCCAGAUCCGCUCGCAAUGAAAUCCCCCACGACCCUAACCACUCCAGGGUCAGACGCCACGCCAGCCGCCCCAGCAACGGGACCAGCAAUCACAGCAAUCACCAUAGUAAUGGUCACCAGGACAAACCCUCCAGACGUAUCAGCAUGCACCCAGCCCAGCACGUGGCUCCCAAACCCGGCUCUCCUCCGACCAACCUCCCCCAGAUCACAGACCCUGCCCUCACCUCCAGAGGGUCCACACCCUCCGGGGCUCUCCAAGCAGGCCAGAGAGUCCAGGUGAUCGUUGAUGACACACCCCGAGCGGGCGAAGUGCGCUGGUGUGGCCUCCUCCCUGAACGGCCCACGGCAGGGCUCUAUGUCGGAGUACAAUUGGAUGAGCCAGUGGGAAAUUGGAAUGGUUUGUAUGCUAGGCAGAAGCUUUGCACUUUUACAACAACUGAGCAUGGGACACUACAGCCAAUCAAUAGAGUGACUGCUGUUCUGGAUCCAAAACCGAACCGUCUCACCACAUCCACCCAAGCCAUCAAGUCCAUGCUUAAGAAUGCGCUGCCCCCUAGUGUCCAAAAACUAUCCACAAGCCCAACCUCGCAAGCACCACCUGUCCUGAUGACAGCUCCUGCAACAAGAACUGCCCUAAUGCCCCCAAACAAGACCAAACAGCCCCCCUUACCACCCCCAAAACCUGGUGUUAAGCCUUUACCACCCGUGCCUCCUCCCAAAAUAAACAGCCCUGGAAAUCCCACUGAAACGGACCAAAUAUCAUCAGUGAAUAACAGUGUCCCCAGUCCACUGAUGCCUCGGCGGGUCCAGGAGGAUCCAGAAGAGGUAGGGGACAAUGUGGUGGAGCAUACCCAGGAAAAGGUGCAGCGGAGCAGGGUGGAGCUUGGGCUGGAGCUGGGGUCGAUGGUGGAAGUGAACAACCCCCCUCUGUACGGAGUGAUCAGGUGGAUCGGACACAUCCGUGGAAUACGUGACAGUGUGGCUGGAAUAGAGCUGGAGCAGGAGCUGUCUGCGGGCACAGACGGCAGUUACCUUGGAGAGAGAUACUUUCAGUGCGCUCCAAACAAAGCUCUAUUUGUGAAGCUGAGGAAAUGCAGACGAGACUCACGCUUUCCUGAGCCAGAGACACCUGUCAAUCAAGUGGAACGCUGCAACUCCAUAGCCUUUGCAGAGUGGGGCAGUGAACGUGUUGAAGACCUCACUCCUCCAGUAGAGGGCGAUGAGGCGCGAGAGCUGUAUCAAGGCUGGAAGAGAGGCAUCCAGGGUCAUCUGAACUCUUGCUACCUGGAUGCUACGCUCUUUAGUCUGUUCUCUUGCUGCAGUUCGGCGGAUUGGGUUUUAUUUUGGCCGAUUGAUGCCGAAAAGAAACAGAGCUCCAGUCAAGCUCAAGAUCUGCUCCGCUGUGAAAUUGUCAACCCGCUGAGAAGAUUUGGUUAUGUUUGUGCCAGUAAGACCAUGGCUUUGCGGCGACUCUUGGAAGCGGCCAAUAGUGACACAGGAUUCACAAAUCAGGAAAAAGACCCAGAGGAAUUUCUCAACAAGCUUUUCCAGCUCCUCACGGUUGAGCCACUCCUAAAGAUCAGGUCCAUGUCCCAACAGCCUCAGGAGUGUCACCUGUACCAGCUGUUCCCUCCAUCUCUGGCCCCCUCUCCUUCCUCUCUGCCCCAGGACGAUGCUCCUCACUCCCCCAUCGCACUGCUGUCGCCCCCUUCUGGACGCAUGAGGGUCUCCAGUGUCCAGUCCCUGCUUGAAUCCUCUUUCUACCACUCACGCCUCAAGUUUGUCGAGGCUCCUUCUUGUCUCCUCCUGCUGAUGCCCAGGUUUGGAAAAGACUUCAAAAUGUACGACGCCAUCUUGCCUUCACUGAGUAUCGACAUCACAGACCUCAUCGAUGAUACUCUGAGGCAGUGCAGCAUCUGUGAGUCUGUGGCCGAGUGGGAGUGUCCUCAGUGCUACGAUGACCCUGACAUAACACCUGGGCAUCUCAAACAGUACUGCUCCACAUGUAACACCCAGGUGCACAGUCAUAAGAAGCGCUCGGCCCACAGCCCUCUGAGUAUAGCAGUGCCACAGGAGCUCCACAGCGCCCCCCUCCGCUGCACAAGGCAGCGCAUGUCUCUGUUCGCUGUCACCUGCAUCGAGACCAGUCACUACGUGAGCUUUGUGCGCCACAGUGCCGCCCCUCAGGACUGGCUGUUCUUCGAUAGUAUGGCCGAUCGCGAGGGCGGUGAGAAUGGCUUUAACAUUCCGCGGGUGAGGGCGUGUCCAGAGGUUGGGCGGUAUCUCAGCCUAUCGGAGGAGGAGCUGGGGAGAGUAGACCCCGCUUCCUUAAAAGAGUCUGUGAGGAGACUUCUGUGUGACGCUCACAUGUGUUUGUACCACAGCCCUGAGCUCAGCCUGUACAAGUGACAACAAAACCAUACAGAAAAAAUAUGGUUAUAAUGAGUUAUCUAUGAGGUUUCAGAAUGAUAAUUAGGACUGUUACCAUAGUGACCAACAAUUUAAAGGACCUGUACCUGAUUUCUGACAUUUUAGCCCUGCCUACUUGUCUUUUCUUCUGCUGUGAUAUUGCACCAUGACACAGAAAUUACUAUAUGUUUCAAGGACAGUUGUUGUCCGUAUAGUUUUCAAUCUCUGCUACUGUUGAUACUUUGUAGUGACAUCUAUAUGUAUGUCUAAAGGUGGAACUUUCAAGAGUUUUAAGAGUAACUGUCUGAUAGUGUCAGUCCAUUGGUUUCCCAUAGUUCUUAGCAAUAAUGUACCUGACAGGAUGAAAAUGUGUAGUCUUUAUUAUGUUCUUUAUUUAGCAGCUUAUACCAAAUAAUAUAAGAUCAUAUAUCAUGACUACAAUACAUUCAAAUCAGUUACAGGCCCUUUUCAAACUAAAUAUCAUAUUUUUUGAAUAGGUAAGUCCUCAAAGCGUUGCAUGUAACAGGAAGAUGAACCCCAUGCAUAGCCAGGUCUUACCUAAAGGUAGGCGGGGUGAAAGUGAGUGACAGGUGGAUUUAACCAAUCACAGUGAAGUGUGAACUCUUACAAGAAGCAGAGGGUUUUACUUACCUCUUAAUGGUCUUAUAUUACACAAAAUGGACUCUUGUGAGCUUUAUGUUAUAAUGCUGUUACCUCCUCAAAAACAUACCUAGAGUUGUGUUUUGUUUCACUCACACAUCUUUUUAGUAAUCCUGGUUCAUUAUUCUGUCUACAUCUCCAAAGCUCAAAGUGCUCUGUUCCACCUUGUGAUGUCAUGUAGUGAUAGUUUACAAGUUAACAGCUCCUUUUACCUUUUAUUCAGAAGGUGUAUGGAGUUUAAAAACACAAUGGAGCACUUCCUGUAUUACCACAUGACAUCACGAGUGUUUACCAUUUGAGAGAAGAACUCAAUACAUUGGAUUUGAGUGUUACACGUGAAGCAAUGAAGCAAAACACAACUCCAGGUGUUUUUUGUUUUGUUUUUUUUUUUUUUAUACGGAAAUAACAUUAUAACAGACAUCAGAAAAUGGCGUAACAUGGGCCCUUUAAAUUAAACAUAAAAUUGUUAAUUGUGCAUAUAAACAAAUAAUUAACUUCCUUCUUUUUACACAAAGUAAACAGUGCCUUGGUUUAUCAUAUUUGUUUUCUGUUCACUAAAAUCUGCCUUGUUUAAAAUUGCACUAAGAAUAACUACAAUGACAAUCACUAUAUCUAUGCAUAAAAACACAUGUGCAGUGUACCAUUUAAAAGCUGCUAUUAUUUCAUAGUGCCUUGGUUUGUAAAUAAAUAAAAUGUGUACAAUUUACAAUGAUGUAAAUAAGCUUUAACUAAAGAUUGACAAACUCUAAGCAAACUGUGCUCAGCUUUGGGUGGACUGUUCUGGCUUUGAAAGUAAAAUUUUCCCUAUAAACUUUUAAAAUUGCACUGUGCAGCUUUUCUGAUGGAUCCAGUCUAUUCUCAGAGGAGAUGUUAUUGGGGUUUUAUUUUGUUUUUUUUGCCUGGGAUGUUCCACAGUAUGGCAUGGAAACCUAUUUAUCUCCAUGGAGAUGACCAGAUCAUGCCGCCCACUAAGUUGAGCAAAAAAAAAAAAACCCUCUAAUUGAAUACAUGCAUUUUAGGUAUAGUAAAAAAAAAAUUAAAAAAAAACAUACUAUGGGACAUUCGAGGCAAUCGCAUCUCCAGGGAGACAAGCAGAUUUUGGACCCCACAUCAGAAAAGUUACGUAGUGAACCUUUCAAGACAUUAUUGGAGUUAUAAGUUGAGUAGUGUCAAUGAUUAAUUUGCAAUUUCUUAUUCUGUGUAAAAGCGCUAAAUCUGGUAGUUCAGAUGUCCUCCCCUGUAUGUCGGAUGCCCUCCCUGUGUCUCCAUGGGGUCUUAUUCUGUGUAAAAACUGCUUACCCUAUAGUGUAGACCUCUACAAACAUGUUCUGAAAUGCUUUCUUGGAUUAGUUAGGCAGUUCAGAUUUCAGUCUUCUUUCAAAUGAAUGAAUUUUACUUUCUCACCCAGAAUAUUCCACCCACUGUUGAACUCUUUUGCGGCAGCAGUACUGUUUUAUAUUUCCUGUUUUCACCUCUGCGCCUUCUCUGUCCACAAACUGUUGUGAAAGUGAUGAAUGCCUGACAGAUUUGCACUAUUUUUACAUUUGUAUUUGUUUGUAAAAAAAAAAAAAAAAAGAGAGAAAUGAAGAAACACAAUGUGAAUUCUACACACAGCAUUUAUAAACUGUUUAUAUUACAGCCAUAUGAACUAAACUGAGCUAAUAAAGGCUCUUAAUACUU